AUGACCGACGCUGCCGAAGUUUCCAAGACUGGCAACCGCAAGCGAAAGCUGUACGUUGCUUGCAAUGCUUGCCGCUUCCGGAAGGUCAAGUGCGAUCGAGAGUCUCGUCUUCAACAGGGACAUUCGGCAUGUACAAGAUGCGAGACCUCAUCCAUGGAGUGCCUUUUGACCGUCAACCCCCCAAAGACGCGCUUGGGCAAGCGGAUCAAGAUGCUUCAUGAGGAGCAGGAGGCUAGUGAGCCAUCCUCAAUCGACACACCGGAGAGCGCAACCGCAACCAAGCAUGACAGUCUGCAAGCUUGUCGUGCACCACUCUCGAACUCAACAAGCUCGUUUCAAGACGCGCUUGGAAUGUCGCCUGGCUUGACCGGCUUGCUCCAAACUGCCUCUGAGCAGCAGGCUGCUCGUGUUCACGAAGAGCCUGCCUUGCUGUCUACAGCUACGGAUGGCGGCAAUAUGCUUUUGUAUGCCGACGAUGCUCACCCGCACAACUGCAUCAUUCAGAAUAGCAUGUUCGCCGCUCUGGAUUCCAAUAAUGCAAAUGUCUUCCAUCUCUCUACGGGCAAUACGCCGGUCAACGAGGCCCACCAUCUUAUCCAUCAGUAUCAGUUUGAUGAUUCCUCAACAGCCGCUCCAGACUCGGCGUCUUCCGAGGUUGCACCCAUGUCAGCUACUGCAGCCGACUCGGACCAAUCGUCGCCCGAUGUGAUCGGCUCAAAGGUCACAAAUGGAGUCUCAGCCCAGUGCAACGCGCUCAAGCGACGCAAUCCGUUCGACCAGCCUUCUCUGAACCUUGCGACCGGACAAGUCGGCUUUGUCGGUGGCUUGCUCGGUAUCGCAUCGCUCGACAAGCACAUCUUGGAUCUUUGCGUAAGAGCCUACUUCGAGAGCAUGGGCCGUUGCAUUGGCUUCAUCCGUCCCGAGUGGUUCUGGCCUCGAUACCACGCUUUCUUUUCCCGCUAUAGCGGAUUGUAUGUGGAGGCAAUAUCAGACCCAAACGAACAGCCAGUCUCGGAGCUUCUCAUCAUCGCCCUAGCCUGUCGUGGAGCGGGAGCUACUCAGUUUGCCAACCGCUUCGAGCUGCAAAAGGACCUUUUUGAUCACUACCGCAGGUUGAUCAAGGACCAGGAUCGACUGGUGCGUGAUGGGUUCGACGCGUUGGAAUCCGUCAUUCUCAUGUCCGAACACGCCGACUGCGAGCCUAAAUCGAUUCCAGAUCCCAUGUCCGCACAAGGCGUGUACGACGUCGACAUCUUGUCACACGAAGGACUCAUACGACUGAUGAAGAAGCUCGAGCUGCAUCGCGACAAACCCUUCGGCACUCGUCUCGAAGGCCGAGAUGCAAUCCGGCAGCGGCUCCUAUUCUGGACCAUCUACGUCUUCGACGCCAUCCGAGCCGAAGGAGGACGCACGAUGCCGCUUAUUGAGGAGCACGACAUCAGUCUGGCUCACACGUUUCCAGAACUCGCUACCACUACAACCGAUGCAACGCCCAUCGCAUUCAGCAAGUACUUUGUCGAGCUCUCCAACAUUUGCCGCUACGUGGCGUACAACAUCCUUUCUCCUCAGGCCCGUAGAGACGGCAUUGAACCUCGAGAUCUGUUCCGGGUGCUCGAUGACUUGGAAGCAUGGCACGAUAACCUCGGACCCUCGUUGACAUGGGACUGGAACGACAUGCUGCACAUCACCGGCCCCAAACAUCCAGAAGAUCAAACUCGGCGCAGCUUUCUCCUCUUCCUCUUUCUAGGACAGUGGGCGGCACUCGACCUGGCCGUCGAAGAGAUCGGAUUUUCUUCAACCUGCGAUGCCAAAUCCAAAGAAGAAGCGAAACGACGACUAGAGCACGAGGUGCAGAUGGCGCUCGACCGACAAGUGUUGGUCUGCGAUCAUGGAACGCUGUUUGGCAUCAUCCGUCUACAUCCGGGCAUGAUGCAGUCGUGGUCCCUGGGCUGGGCGUUCUGGUGCAUCAAGCGCAUGGGAGGUAUCCUGAAGCAAAAGGACGAGGCAAUGCUCGCACGUGCCAAAGCGAACCAGGCUUUUCAGAGAUAUCAGUCAGCCGUAGUCUGCUUUAUCAACGCGGCUGCCAGCUGCGAUAGUGUGUCACAGACGCCCGAAAGGGUGCAGCAGCUCAUGACUGCACUCAAAGGCGUCAUCGAAGCGAGAAAGUCGAGCAGCCUUGCGUUCAAGAACGUAUAG
Sporisorium graminicola is the source of this 2196-nucleotide messenger RNA. RefSeq lists its product as uncharacterized. The record is from RefSeq and is a predicted model, not a curated record. Gene Ontology annotation, biological process: regulation of DNA-templated transcription. NCBI's taxonomy places the organism in Eukaryota, Fungi, Basidiomycota, Ustilaginomycetes, Ustilaginales, Ustilaginaceae. The coding region runs from base 1 to 2196 and encodes 731 amino acids. The transcript has a single exon. Gene Ontology annotation, molecular function: DNA-binding transcription factor activity, RNA polymerase II-specific; zinc ion binding.